AUGGAGUCCCAGUCUGCUACAAUCAAGCGUCUCGAGACAACCGUUGGGCAGCUCUCUGGGACCUUAAACCAGAUGCAACAGCAGCAACAGCCAGGAAAGCUCCAUGGCCAAGGAUUGCAGCCCCACCAAGCUCAAGCAGUCACUGUGUUACGCAGUGGAAAAAUGGUGGACAACAAAGUGGAAGCUCCUAUGGAAGAACCCCCCAAGGAAGCCCGCAUGGAGGAGCAAGAAAAGGAGCCACUGCAGCCAAGAGAGGAAGAGAAGGAGAAGGAGUCCGAAGUGAAGCUCCACAAGGCUGCCAAGCCAUAUAAGCCACCGGUCCCUUACCCAAGCCGGUUGAAGAAUGAAAAGCUGGACCAACAAUUCACCGAUUUCUACAACAUGUUGGCAAAGGUGAAUGUGAACUUACCUUUGCUGGAUGUGAUCAGGAAUGUCCCAGCUUAUUUGAAGUUCUUUAAGGAGUUGGCCUCCAAGAAGAGGAGGUUCGAGGACAACGAGAAGAUUUUGGUGUCCGAGGUUGCAAACUCCAUAAUGCAACAGCCCUUACCGACCAAGCAACGAGACCCAGGUAGUUUUGUGAUUAAUAUCUCCUUGGGAAAUGGUAAGGAGGCCUCGGGGAUGUUAGAUUUGGGGGCUGGAAUCAAUUUAAUGCCUUACUCUAUUUUCAAGCAAGUAGAGUUAGGAAACUUGAAACCCACUCGUAUGUGUUUGCAAUUAGCCGAUAGGUCGGUGAGGUAUCCUCAUGGGGUAGUUGAGGAUAUCCUUGUUAGAGUGGGUGGUUUGAUUGUGCCCGUUGAUUUUGUUGUUUUGAAAAUUGGAGAGGUACAUGAAAAUGGUAAAGAACAUACUCUACUGCUAGGAAGACCAUUCAUGGAAACUACUAACACGUUGAUAGAUGUUAAAAAUGGCACCAUUAAAAUGACCGUGUUAGGAGAGUCAGUGUCUUUUUCCGUGCAUCAUAAUCGAGCCAUGCCAUCAUCUUCACUCACUAAUGAAUGUUCUUAUAUUGAUGCUAUUGAUGGCUUGGCCGAGAUGUUCUUUGUGCAGGAGCAGGAAGUUGUUGAGGUUUUUGCAGGGUCCGCGGACAUGGAGGAGUUUGCCCGAGAAGCCGAAAAAAGAGAGCGGGCCCGUAAGGCUAAAAGCUCCCCAUCGAUGAGGCAGUGGUGA
Molecule: messenger RNA, 1167 nt
Organism: Salvia miltiorrhiza (redroot sage)
Lineage: Eukaryota; Viridiplantae; Streptophyta; Magnoliopsida; Lamiales; Lamiaceae
Exons: 1
Coding region: 1-1167 (388 amino acids)
Source: RefSeq, a predicted model, not a curated record